This is a messenger RNA of Cercopithifilaria johnstoni, 504 nucleotides long. NCBI's taxonomy places the organism in Eukaryota, Metazoa, Nematoda, Chromadorea, Rhabditida, Onchocercidae. The record is from the annotation of a GenBank genome assembly.
AUGUCGAAUAAUUCAUUAACUACAACAACUCGAUUAAGGAUAAAGGAACCCGUGUAUACAUCGGAUAAACGAGCUAAAUUUACGCAAAGAGAAAAUAAGAAAUGGAUUCGGUUCUGUACAGUCGUAGGCUAUAUAUUUUUUGUGUCACUACCAGCGACAUCAUUGAGUAUUUAUUAUAUAUGGAUUUGGGAUCCCGAUUAUAUCAGCAGAUUUCCACUUGAUAGGAAUCAGACGCUGAAGACCGAUUAUAAUAUCAAGCCGAUAUCAUCAUGGGCAAGACAAGGCGGUAGAUUAAAAUAUAAACCGGAUCGAAUUAAAGAAAACACUAGCAGUAGGAUUGGCAAAAACCUGAUUACAGCAUCUUUGUAUCCUUCAUUCACUCGAACAACUGGACGAUUUGUGAAACAGAUGCCGUUUAAAGGAUCGCAUAAAACAUCACAGCAUAUUGAAUCAUCAAAUACCGCAGAUCAGCGGCUGAAAAUGAAACCAAGCCGAGCAUUUUAA